Ectocarpus sp. CCAP 1310/34 is the source of this 1941-nucleotide messenger RNA. The record is from the annotation of a GenBank genome assembly. Lineage: Eukaryota; Phaeophyceae; Ectocarpales; Ectocarpaceae.
AUGACCUCAUACUCCGAUCUGUCUCAGAGGAUUUCGGUAUGUUCAGACGCCAUUCGGUUCGUCCGAGGAAAGGAUGAGCACGCCUCGUCUUACCAAGAAGUCAUCAAACUCCUCCCUCCUGUCGAGUCUACGAAGCAUAGAAACAUCAAUCUUAUCAAAGCUUCUCUGGAGUACCUAAAGAAGAGUAUUGACGACGGCGACAACGCGGGCCGCAAGGUGAGCAUCGCGCUGUACGUGGCGAUCUACAUCGGGUACGAUGACGAGAAGGAUGGCCUGGCGAACGAAUUUUGCAAGCGCUUUCGGGGCCUCGAAAACUACGAUGUCAAAGUCAUGAUGAAGAUCUUCAGCCUGUCUCUUUGUACCGGAAGGACCGUUGUGCUCUUGGACAACGCCAUGCUUCCGAAGAAGAGAAACAUCAAGGCGGACAUCGAUCACGAGCUUCGGGUGGAGUUCAUCCUUCUCUACAUGUACGUCUUAAAAAGCCUUGUGCGUCGCGGCGAGCCUCUGACCGAUCUCGGAUACCUUGCGGGCGUGACAGUGGCGAACAUGGAGGCUGCUUGGCUUAUUUCCGGAGAACAUGUUUCAUCCAUCGCCAACAAGUUCUGGCCAUGCUUCAACAUCGAGGCGCUGAAGAAACCUCGGGUGAAAAACAAUCUGUUCCCAUCCGACGGCAAACUUCCGCGCGUGGUGAUCGGACGUGAACACAUCGACUUCGACCAGGCUACAACGGACACGCUGAAAGGCGCUCUCUUGGACAGGCCGGAGAAGGACGAGUUCCUUCAGGUCAUGUGCGCCAUUGUCUCCCUCGCAGCGUGUGGGCCAGUGAAGACCUAUCUCGCCCUUGAACUGGAGCCCGUGAAAGCAUUUUUCAUGGAUACUAUCCUCCACAAGACUCAGGUGGACCAGGUGCUGGAAGCGGUGCCCGAGAUUGCGAACACUACGUUUUUCAUCAGAAAGUUGGGUAAAUACAAGGCCAAAGUCUCGGCUUUGACGCAGAAAAUUUCUUCUAUGAAGGAGACUGAAGAAUCGGCCAGGCAAAAGUUCCUGGCAUCUCUCAAGAGCAACUCGUCUCAGCAGGAAGAGUUGGAGGAGAACGAACGCGAACUUAAGCGCCUGAGGGAAUCCGUGGAUAUGUACAAGUACGAUCAGUCGUUUUGUAAGCAGUAUCACGUGAUGAAGAAGGAAGAGGAAGAGCACGAGAACGAGGAAGAGGAGGAAGAAGAAUCCAGCGAAGAGGAAUACGAAAAGGAGAAGGAAGAAUCGGAGGAGAAGAAGGAACAAUCCGAGAAGCAAGAAGCAUCGGAAGAGGAGGAGGAGGAGGAGAAGAAGGAGGAAGAGGAAGAGGAGGAGGAGGAAGAGGAGGACCCACACAAGAACUUGAACGUUCACAAGAACCUUCACGUGCACAGGAACUUUCACGUGCACGAGGACCUUCACGUAUUCGGCAACGCACACGAGCAUGUGGGCCACAUGGAUGAUGUGGACGGCUUUCCUUCAGCACGGGCUGGAGUCACCCGACAACUUCUCGCCAAAGUUCGCGAGAUACAUGUGGUCGAUCAGCAUCGACCAAGAAUACUUGGAUGCGUACAACGACAUUGCCACGCCAAUAACAAAACAACGUUCGAUUCCGUGUCCCAAUUGGCGGAGCACGUCCUCCACACCAACUGCUGGAUCAACACUGUGACGUUCGGUGCUUUUCUCAAGUCUCUCCACUGUUCCAUCGCCGUGGUCGUCAUCGACCAUGAAAUCAAAGAACGGCUGUGUGUUCCGGAUGAACUCACCCACAACAAGGAAUUUUACAUCUGUUUGUGGCUUGAAGACGACCACUUCCAGCCAAUCCAACUCGUGCACAAAGGCCAAGACAUGGCCCUAUGCGCCUCAAGAGCUUCCAUACUCACUUUCAUGAACGACUGUUACCCUCAGCACCUCAAAACAAUUUAG